UUCCCUCACUCGGACUCCCAGAAUGUUCUUGGUCCGUGACCCGUCUCGACAACGCGGAAACCCCUGACGAGGCUCGCCCGCGGACGCUAGCCCAGAUGAUCACUCUCUCCGCUGACAUGGACGAGUCGUCGUCGCUGCUGGAUUUGCUGGAGUGCUCGGUGUGCCUGGAGCGCUUGGACACCACGGCAAGGGUGCUGCCGUGCCAGCACACCUUCUGCCGCUGCCUGGAGAACAUCGUCAGCUCCAGGAACGAGCUCCGCUGCCCGGAGUGUCGCAUCCUGGUGGACUGCGGCGUGGACGACCUGCCGGCCAACAUCCUCCUGGUCCGGCUGCUGGACGGCAUCAAGCAGCGGCCGCUGCGAGGGAACGGCGGAGCCGGCGGCAGGCACUCGCUGCAGGGGUACGCCGCCGGGAUCGCUGCGUCUCCCCCGGGCGGCGGGGGCAGGGAGCUGCCCGUGGCCACCAGGAACUCCCCGGUUAAGAAUGUCCCGGCAUUGCCCUGCGGCAAGGCCCUCUACUCCUACGAGGGCAAAGAGCCCGGCGACCUCCGUUUCAGCAAGGGCGACGUCAUCAUCCUGCGCCGCAAGGUGGACGACAACUGGUACCACGGCGAGCUCAACGGCUGCCACGGUUUCCUGCCCGCCAGCUACAUCCAGUUGCUCCGCCCCCUGAGCCAGACCCCACCCCAGGGCAAGGCGCUGUACGACUUCGAGGUGAAGGACAAGGACCAGGAUAAAGACUGUCUGGCUUUCAGCAAGGAUGAGGUACUUACAGUGAUCAGGCGAGUGGACGAUAACUGGGCGGAAGGCGUGCUGGGAGACAAGAUCGGUAUCUUUCCCAUUCUCUAUGUGGAGUUGAAUGAAACAGCCAAGCAGCUGAUGGAGAUCGACAAGCCAGCCUCCAGUCCGGUGCACGCCACAACCUCCGAGCCCGUGCCGUUAGGUCCCUGUUCUCCUGGCCCCUCCCCCGGCCCCUCCCCGUCCAACGGCAACAGCGCUGGCCACAGGCGAGGCGAGGGGAAGAAGAAUGCAAAGAAGCGCCAUUCGUUCACAGCGCUGUCCGUCAGCCAGAGAGCAGCCCAGCUCAAUAACAGACACAGCAUGGAGAUCUCGCACCCUGUCCUCAUCAGCUCCUCUGACCCCAGGGCCGCUGCACGCAUACAGGAGGCGUCUUCCCCAGGCCCGUCUCCGUCCUCGAUGGGGGUUCUCGUGCCCCCCAGGGUGGCGUCGGUGACCUCUGAGCUGCUAGCACACGCCAAAGUCCAGCUGCCACUCAACAUCUACCUGGCUCUCUAUGCCUACAAGCCCCAGAAGGCUGAUGAGCUGGAGCUGAGGAAAGGAGAGAUGUACCGCGUGAUGGAGAAGUGUCAGGACGGCUGGUUCAAAGGGACGUCGCUGAGGACCGCUGCCUCCGGGGUCUUCCCAGGGAACUAUGUCACCCCGGUGUCCAGGGCUCCGUUCGCCGUCGGUGCCGCUCGGGGCUCUUGUAUGCCCGGUUCAGUGGGGGGUGGGGGCGGCCAGGUGGGCAGCAAAGUCUCGACCCCCUCCACCACGGGCUUCCCGGGGCCCUCGUCCCGCCCCUCCACCCCUCUCGUCAACCCCAACCCCACCCCCGCCCCACAGACGGCUGCUGCCCAGCUGAAGAACUGCCUGCGCUCCAGCCAGCAAACGGUUAACCAGGCUCUCACCGCCAUGCAAAUGGUCCACAGCCCCACCGCUGGCAGCCCGGAACGUCCCACGGUGGCUGUCUCUCCUCUGCGGCCCCAGGGCUCCUCCCCCUCGCGCUCUCCCGGCCAACCCGGUCGUCCGCUUUCCAUGGUGUCGCCGGGACCCACGCUGGGACCCUCCCCCCUCUCCUCCCCCGCCUCACGGCCCCUCGUUCCCCCGCCCUUCCCCAUCUCCUGCCUUACUCCGCCUAACGCCUCGGUGGCCCUCCUCAACGGGGAGUCGCUCAAUCCCCUCCAGCCGCCAUCGGCGGGCCCCUCCCGUGGCCCCACCCCAGGGCCCCUCGCCGCCAAAGCGGAGAAGAAAGAGAAAAAGGCAGGGGGUUUGCUGAAGCUUCUGUCUGGGGCUGCGGCCAAGAAGAAGUCUCGCUCACCUCCCUCAUCCCCACCUACCCACGAACCCCGACCUCCGUCAUCGCUGGGCCCCAAUGCGACAGAUCCUUCCUCCUCUGCCCACCAUCACCACGCCCGCUCAGGCUCUUGCCCGCUGGAGUCCCAGGGGCGGGCUGGCUCCUGUCCAAUCGAGAGUGAGAUGGCCGGGGCUAUGGGGCUUGAACCUCUACACAGGAAGUCUGGGUCCCUGGAUACUAACUUCCCCCUGUCACCCCCAACGACACGGACAGGAAACGCACUGAUGGCUCUCCGGCCUGAACCUAAACCCCUGUCAAGGGAGAGGUACCGUGUGGUGGUGCCCUACCCUCCCCAGAGCGACGCCGAGAUUGAGCUGAGGGAAGGCGACGUGGUGUUUGUCCAUAAGAAGAGGGAGGACGGCUGGUACAAGGGCACCCUGCAGAGGACGGGACGCACCGGCCUCUUCCCCGGCAGCUUCGUGGAGAGCUUCUGACCCGUGAGGAGGAGGGAGACGCACGUGCACACAAAGACACACAUGUUCUUACAAUGAACACACAAGCUAACGCGCACACACACACACACACACACAAAGCUAGCCCCGGUUUCAACCAGCCCCACCACGCAGGAAAGCGGGACAGCUUUUCCAGUUGAGGCGGCCCCCCCAGAACGGCCGUGGGACGGGGGGGGGGGGGGGCCUUCAUCACACUCAUCAUAUAGACUUUUGAUGUUGACAUCAUGACUACUGAAGGCACACACGAGACGACAGCACAGAAAGACACACCCUUCCUCCCGGCUCUCCUCCCGCCGGCGCCACCCGCCACCAAAUAACGGCACAAAAGCAUCGCCGCUGCUUCUCACAAGGAACCUCUCGACUCCAGUUUUGGGUGCUCUCUUUGUAAAUUACUUGUUCACAGUGAAAGUUUACAUGGUCCUCUGUGUCCUGAGUAGAUCUGACGAAA
Messenger RNA from Lampris incognitus (smalleye Pacific opah), 3033 nucleotides. RefSeq names its product E3 ubiquitin-protein ligase SH3RF3-like. The record is from RefSeq and is a predicted model, not a curated record. NCBI's taxonomy places the organism in Eukaryota, Metazoa, Chordata, Actinopteri, Lampriformes, Lampridae. Gene Ontology annotation, molecular function: metal ion binding; protein binding.